GAACCAAUGGGCUGGCGGACCGCCCGGCCCCUCCACCAAUCAGCGCGCGGCGGGGAGGGCGGCUCCGCAGCAGAGGGCGGCCGACGGUGAAGGGCGCGGGGCAGACUUUCAGUCAUGGCAGGAGCCGAAGCUGACGGACAGUACCAGUUUACUGGGUUUAAAAAAUACUUCAAUUCAUACACGCUCACAGGCAGGAGGAAUUACGUUCUCGCCACAUAUGGAAGCAUUGCUUUGCUGAUUCUGUACUUCAAGCUAAAGCCUAAAAAAUCAGCUGUGACAGCAAAAUAAAAGUGGAUUCCGGUAUGCACGUGUUCUAUCUUGUCCCGAGUUUUCACGGAGGCUGAUAACUCAUCAUUCAGUGUACAAAAUAAAACCUGAUCAGAGAAAA
Molecule: messenger RNA, 388 nt
Organism: Ornithorhynchus anatinus (platypus)
Lineage: Eukaryota; Metazoa; Chordata; Mammalia; Monotremata; Ornithorhynchidae
Gene: ATP5MK
Product: ATP synthase membrane subunit k
Exons: 4
Coding region: 115-288 (57 amino acids)
Source: RefSeq, a predicted model, not a curated record